Messenger RNA from Adineta steineri, 1029 nucleotides. Lineage: Eukaryota; Metazoa; Rotifera; Eurotatoria; Adinetida; Adinetidae. The record is from the annotation of a GenBank genome assembly.
AUGAAGGUCAGUAUACUCGUUGUUAAUAUUGUUCUUCCAAUGAUCGUAUCAAUUGGUUUAUAUUGUUAUGCAUUUUUAAGUACUCAUUGGAAUUUUAUUGAUAAUAAAUUGAUUUAUGAAUAUAAUAUAACAAAUAAACAACAAGAAAGUAUUCCAACAAAUAAUAAAAGUAUUCAAUUAGAAACACAAUUUGUUCGUCAUGCAUUUCGUUCACGAUACAGUUUAUUUGGUUAUUGUUUGGAUUAUAAAUGGCUUAAUUUAUUAACAAUUAAGACACAAAAAAAUCUCGAAGAUAAAAUUCAAUCAAAUUCAAUAGUAUCUCCUCAAUCAUGUAAUGACUCAUUUAUUUAUUGUCAAGAAUUAGAAUCUUGUGUAAAAAAAUGUGACAAUAUACCUGAUUGUCCAUCCUAUAUUGAUGAAGAUGGCUGUAAUCGUUUAGCAAAUCAAACACGUUAUUAUUGGAAAAAUGAAAAAUGUAUGUGGGAAUCAAUAUCACUUGAUAAUCAUGGUAUACCACGCUAUAUACCAUUAAAUUCAAAUUCACCACGUGAUUUUCAUUAUUAUACUAAACGUAUACGUCAUUUAAUUAUGCUUCUUUUAUUUGUUACUGCACCAUUAUUAACAUUUAUGGCAUUAUUAAUAUUAUUUUGUAUAAAUUGUAUUAAUCGAUUUUAUUCAAUACCAUUUGCAUUUGUUAGUUUAUUUUCUUUUGCAUCAUUUUUAAGUGGUGCUGGUGGUUUAGGAAUAUUCUUAUAUGAAUGGAUACAAGAACGUUCACAUCGACCUGCUUUUACCUAUGAAUUUGAACAAACAGAAGCAUUUAUUGUCGCAUUAAAUCCAUGGAUUAUUAAUGUUGAACGUUUAGGUUUAGCUUUUUGGUUAACUGUUGCUGCUAUUGGAGCAAGUUUAUUUACAACAAUACUUAGUUGUUGUUUCUGUUGUGCAUUACAAUCGGAUAAAUCUAAAUUACGUAUACAUGUGGAUAAUGAUAAAUAUGUUAUUGUUCAUACAAAUCCAUAUGAUGAAUGA